UAUAUUGAAGAAUUUGUUUAUAUUCGUUUGAAACAUGUAGACGGUUUAAAUUUUGAUUGGAUUACAAUAAAACUUCCGCGUUCCGACAAAAUGGCGAUGAAGGGCGUUUGUGUAGGAGAAGUUAUCCCGAUUUAAAUAAAGGAAAAUACAUUUUUGAGAACGAAACAACAAUGGAAGUUCCUGGUAAACAAAAACCAAAAAAGACAUUUUCUGUUUCACGGGGCUCUGCUGAGGACUUUCUUUUGUUCUGUAUCCCGUGUGAUAGAGAUGGUGUCCGGGUACCAGCAAAAGGUUAUUGUUCAACCUGCAAAGAACAUCUUUGUGACACUUGUUACAAGCAUCACAAGAAACAAACUCCAUCACGUCAUCAUAUUCUACUAGAUCAAGACUCUAUGCCAACUACACCAAGCGUUCCAAUCGUAAAAGACGAAUUUGAUAGUUGUGAUGAUCAUGAAGACGAAAAACUGAAAUUCUACUGCAAAGAUCAUGACAUCGUUGUUUGCAGUGUUUGUGUAACGCUGAAUUAUAGGUUAUGUAAUGUGGAAUACAUACCGAAACUCUCGAAGCAUAUUCUAGACAGUGAAGAACUUAAUGAAAUAAUGGCAGAAAUGAAAGCACUGGAGGAUAAUUAUAAAUCACAGAUAAAGAGAGUAAAAGAUGAGAUGAAAGCUAUUUCUAAAAACCACGAUGACGUAGUAAAGGCGAUUCGUCAAUUCAGAAAAGAAAUAAAUACACGUCUAGAAGAAAUGGAGAAACAUGUUGUUAAAGAAGCUGACAACAUACUUCUUAAACAACAAACGAAUCUAAAUGAUUUAUCAACAGGUGUACAAGAAAUCACAGAUAAACUGACUGAAAAACGAAAACGCAUUGAUAACCUGGUACAAAGAAAUUGCCUUGAUAAGCUGUUUGUUGAAAUGAAAGAAACAAAGAAACAAGUUGAAGAAAUGAGGAUGAAGCAAAAACAAGGUAGUCGAGUAGAUGUUUUCCAGACUGUAUCAUUUGUCAAAAACAGUGAUAUUGUCGAUAUGUUAGAUAGACACAAGCAACUGGGAGAACUUAUUACAAGGAAAACAUCCAUGGGUGGAUAUGUUUCAGUGAUGAAACCUACGUCAACACCGUCUGAGGAUAAGAUGCUAAAUCUUGAGGUUGUUGAAGAUAUAGAUUUGAAUUCUGCAUCAUCGGGAAAUACAAAAUGUAACAUAACCGGGAUAGAAGUCAUCAAGCCCGACAAGAUAGUUGUUUGUGAUCACAGCGAUAAUAAAAGUGUAAAAUGUUAUGAUACAGUUCAGAAGAAAUUUUUAUCAGAGAUAAAAUUAACUAAGUCACCGUUUGAUGUUGCAUCUAUAACGAAUGAUAAGUUCGUCGUUACUGUUCCUGAUGACAGAAGUAUUCAUUUCAUGUCGCUUAGAAAUCAACACAUAGUUUCUAAUCGUAAGGUAAAUAUCAACGAGAAAUGUUAUGGUAUUGCUAACAGCCAAGACAAGCUUGUUGUGUCAUGUAAUUAUAAUCCAGCUAAACUUUUAGUUCUUGACCAACAAGGUAAAAUAUUGCAAAAUUUUAGUGAAGAUAAUAGUCCGCUCCGUUUAGCCCUGUAUGUCACCGUGAAUACAGCCGGAACGUCUAUAUAUGUUAGUGACCGUGGUUUUACUGUGAUGGCUGUCAAACAACUAGACUGGCAGGGAAACAUUAUAAGUACCUAUCAACCAGCACAGGGAGGAUCAGCUUUAGGUAUUUGUGAAUUAGAUAAUGGCACAUUUCUUGUGUGUAUGAAUCAAGAUAGUGAAGACAAUUUGCGGAGAAUAUCAGACAGCUGUAAGCCGUGUAAGAUAACGAUAAACCAGAAACUUGAUAGUUGGUAUCCGGCAGCUGUGGCAUACUGUAAAAAAUCGAGAAGACUUUAUGUGUCUUAUUCUGAAACAGGGCCUUAUGAUUCAAAACAUCGAAUAAAAAUCUUUAAGGUUGACUGGUGUUAAGUUACAUCAUGAUGAACAUUAUACAUUUAGUUUGAACUUAUACAUGUUUCGAUGUAACAGUUGAAAAGACAUUAUAGAGUUAUUGUUCAAAAUGAUGUUUAUAUGAUAAUGUCUUUUGAAAUCAAAAUGGUUGGCUCGAAAAUAUUCUGUCAAUAUUUUUUGUUAAUUAUGUACAUUUAUUUUAAGAAUGAUUUCAAUACAUACUAAGUCUUUAAUAAAAUGUUAAAGACAGUCUGUAAAUAAUUUAUUUCAGUCGAAUAGAAAUUUUACUUAUGAUGAAAUCCUGACCCAAUUCUCUUUAGUGAUUGAUUUAAAUUCCAGAAGAGUUAUAUUUAAUUUAUAUAUUGAAUUAUCACACACCCGUGUCGAUUUUGCGACUCCGUAAAUAUGGUAUUGCACGGCCGUGCAUAUAUUUUGACGUGACGUCAUUAGCGUUAUACAAACAUAGUGUAAAGAAGCGCUAAAUGUUAGCGUUAUACUAUAGGCGCGUCAAUGAAAUAUGACUCUUAUUUUACCUUAAACGGUUUUUAUUUUUGGUAUGUGAUAAAUAGAAUAUUAAAUUCGUAUAAGUUCAUUACUGAAUUUAUUGCACUCGUUGAAUAAAAUAAUAUUAUGCUCGCCAGAGGCUCGCAUAAUAUAAUUUUAUUCAACUCGUGCAAUAAAUUCUGUAUUAACUUUACACUCAUUCAAUAUCCUCUAUAUAAUAAAAUGUUUCCCAUUUCA
Messenger RNA from Ruditapes philippinarum (Manila clam), 2696 nucleotides. RefSeq lists its product as uncharacterized. The coding region runs from base 171 to 1973 and encodes 600 amino acids. The transcript has 2 exons. The record is from RefSeq and is a predicted model, not a curated record. NCBI's taxonomy places the organism in Eukaryota, Metazoa, Mollusca, Bivalvia, Venerida, Veneridae. Gene Ontology annotation, molecular function: zinc ion binding.